Menidia menidia (Atlantic silverside) is the source of this 672-nucleotide messenger RNA. Lineage: Eukaryota; Metazoa; Chordata; Actinopteri; Atheriniformes; Atherinopsidae. The record is from the annotation of a GenBank genome assembly.
AUGGGCUCAGACUCUAACUGGAUCCGGUGGGAUCCAGAACCCCGUUCGGACCCCGCUCCAGAUCCAGAACCCGGGGACCUGAUCGAGGUCUACAGAGGAGCCUAUAACCACUGGGCGGUCUACAUUGGAGACGGCGACGUGGUCCACCUGGUGGUGCCCGAUGGGGGCGGCGGCGGGUCCAGCGGGUCCAGCGGGUCCAGCGGGUCUCUGCUGGGCUUCCUGCCUGGGCUUGGGGGGACCAAGGGCCUGGUGAGGAGGGAGAGCCUGCGGGACGUGGCGGGAACAGACCCCUGGCUGGUGAAUAACGCCAUGGACCGGGACGAGGAGCCCUACCCCCCCAAACAGAUUGUGAAGCGGGCCCUUAAGCGGGUGGGGGACCGGGUCCGGUACCACCUGGUCAAGUUCAACUGUGAGCACUUUGCCAAGGAGCUGCGCUACGGGGUGGCCGAGUCCAGCCAGGUGGGUCCCAGCAGACCGGGGCUCCGCUUCUGGGUCAGGGUCCAGAUCAGGGUCCAGAUCACCUUCAGGAAACCAGAGGGCCGCUCUGGUUCUGGAUCAGGGUCCAGAUCAGCUCCAGUGAAGGAGGUGGAGAAGGGAAACGUGCUCAACGCGCUGGCAGAAGUCCAGGCCAGAGCCCUGACGCGGCCCUUUAUGCGGAUUUUCAGGAACUAA